Knipowitschia caucasica is the source of this 597-nucleotide messenger RNA. The record is from the annotation of a GenBank genome assembly. Lineage: Eukaryota; Metazoa; Chordata; Actinopteri; Gobiiformes; Gobiidae.
AUGAGCUCUGUGUUGAGGGCAGGUGCAGAGGCAUCAGUGCAGCCUCCACAGAGUGCCUCUCCAGAGCGGAUGGAGAGCCUGUCUGGGUGUGAUGAGAUGGGCCGCAGCCCCCUGCUUGUGGCCGGACUGUUGGGACGCACGGCCGCUGUCCGAGAGCUCGCGGCUCAUGGAGCUCAGCUGGACCAGCAGACUGCCACAGGGUAUACAGCCCUGCACUUGGCAACCUGCUGGGGCCAUGUGGAGACAGUGCAGAUGCUGCUGAAGUUAGGAGCUGACGCCAAAGUGCAGAACUCCAGAGGAGAGCGCCCGAUUGAUCUGGCAAGAAAAUACUCAAGACAAGAUUGUGAAAAGUGCCUUUUUCUGGGAGAGGCGAAACAGGAGUUUGCUUCUUACCUGGCCCACAUUAAAGAUGUCAUUUCUCGAUCUGAAAGCAGCCUAACAAAGGAGGAACGGAACCUUUCAUCACACGUGUUUUGUGCAAAGACAGAGUGGCUCCAGACUGUCACAGACCCUCAGGUUUCAGACUUUACUGACCAAAAGAGAGACUUGGAGGAGUCGCUUCAACACAUCCUCAACAAGCUCUCAAACACCAAGUGA